Messenger RNA from Paramecium pentaurelia, 693 nucleotides. NCBI's taxonomy places the organism in Eukaryota, Ciliophora, Oligohymenophorea, Peniculida, Parameciidae. The record is from the annotation of a GenBank genome assembly.
AAUGAAAAUGACAUCAUUAUUAAUUGUAGCUUUAUAAAUAUAUACUUCAUUGGCAGUCCUAGGAAUUGAUCUUAGUGCUAAACAUGAUGAUUUCUAAUGCUUCAAAAAGAAUGGAUAUCAAUUUGCUAUUACAAGAGCAUACAGAAGUUAUGGAGCUGUGGAUCCAGAUGGUUAUUAAAAUUUAGAAAAAGCAAAAGCAGCAGGAUUAAUAGGUGAUGUCUACUUCUUUCCUUGCAAAGGAAGUAAGUAUAUAAUUGUAUAUAAUUAUUUUAGAAAAAACAGCAAAGUCUUAAGUUUAAGAAUUUGUGUAGCUUUUUGGCAAUUAAUAAACAUAAGUUUAUGGAACAGUUUGGGUUGAUGUUGAAUCUAAUCCUAGUACUGAUUGUGGAUGGACAAAUGAUUAUGGAAGCAAUUGUAAUUUUCUAUAGGAACUUGUUAAUGAAUUGAAAGGUAAUAGUCAAUCUGUUGGAAUUUAUGCUUCAUAAUAUAUGUGGACAUCUAUAUUUGGUAGUGCAUCAGCAUGUUCUCACUUUAGUUCCCUUCCAUUAUGGUACCCUCAUUAUGAUCAAACACCAACUUUUGAUGAUUUUCCUAAAUAUAAAUUUGGUGGUUGGACUACUCCCAGCAUCAAGUAAUAUUCAGGUACAACUUCAGUUUGCGGUGUAGGUGUUGAUUUAAAUUAUUAUAAGUGAA